This is a messenger RNA of Sinocyclocheilus anshuiensis, 1924 nucleotides long. Its product is annotated as protein FAM69C-like. The transcript is spliced from 4 exons. The record is from RefSeq and is a predicted model, not a curated record. The coding region runs from base 509 to 1549 and encodes 346 amino acids. Lineage: Eukaryota; Metazoa; Chordata; Actinopteri; Cypriniformes; Cyprinidae.
CACAAGAGACGGAUCUGGCACUGUGCGCCGUCAGGAAAGGCCCGGCUGCCUUGGAAACAGAGAAGAAGGCGACCCAAAGGAGGAAAGCACUCAAGAAGGGGGCGGGAGGCAGAGGGAAAAAAGGUGGAGUGUUGUAUAAAGAGAGAGAGAGAGAGGGAAUAGAGAGCUAGAGGCAGAGUGAAAACACAUUGGAGCCUAGAGUGAGAGUAACUGAAUGAGGCAGAGCGAGUCCGGCCUCGACUCUGAGGCGUUCUUCACACUCCGGCACUCACCUCACUCAUUCACAAAACAAACGCAGGAAGGCGGAGAGGAAGCCGAGAGAAAUAUCUGCUCCGUGUAACAGGAGGCAGUGCAGCAGCGGAGCGCCCCGAGGAGACGUCAGGAGGAGGUUAACCGCAAACGCCGACCCCGAGCGAGAGCAGCGAGGCGCACAUCCUCCACAGAUGCCACAGACUCCCUCACCCUUGAGUGGAAAGCAGAGGGCUCCUGCCGAAGGGGGUCCCGACAGAUGUGGCGGUCCCUGCGCGGGGCCCUCAGGUGUCUGGGGGUGAAGGUGUGCCGGAGGAGCGCUCUGCUCGUCGUCCUGCUGUGGUUGGCCUCCUGGCUCUUCCUCAACGGCCUGGUGUUUGUGCACAGGAACAUGUUCUCUGACUUCUGCACUGAAGACAAGAGCAAAGAGAUCCUGCAGAGGGUGUGUGCCGAGUAUCAGCAGGGAGUUCUGACCGGUGACCUCUGCGAGGACCUCUGCGUGGCCGGUCGUGUGGAAUACAAACGCUGCCUCUAUUACGAGAAUGGCAAGAAGGUCAUGGCCGCCAGCUGGCGUGGGGUGCCUGUCGUUCUCAAGUCAAAGCUGGAGAACUUCUCCUCCUAUGAGGCUUUAGCUCUGCUGGAGUACCAGGAUACAGCGGGAGGAACGGGAGGCGAGGAGGAGCUCUCGCCGCUGGAUGUCGUCUUCUAUGCCACGCUGGAGAUCAAGAACUCUCUGGGCUUGGAGACGGGAACUAACUUGACGUUGCCCCGCUUGUGGGGCCAAAAGCUGAAAGAGAACGAGCGGACGUACUCGCGAGCGUUACACCUCUGUGAUAUCAAACCAGAGAACUUUGCUAUCAGGAAGGACCUGACGGUGGUGGCUAUAGAUGUGGAUAUGGCUUUUUUUGAGCCCAAAAUGAGAGACAUACUUGAGCAGAACUGCACCAGUGACAAUGACUGCAACUUCUUCGACUGCAUUUCCAAGUGUGACAAAACUAAAAACAGAUGUGGGCCAAAGCGCAAGAACAGUAACCUUCAGGUGAUCUGUGAGAAGAUCUUCAGGCCUUGGUUUUCUCCCACGCUGCUCGGUGCUAAAGCGGGGCUCCCCCUGCAGGUGGCGCUGCAGCGAGCCGUGCAGGAGUGCGCUGAGAUAGACGGCGGGGAGGACGCCAAGCGUUCGCGGGCCGUGAGAAAACAGCUACAGGAUCUGCUCGUGGAGCUCAUUCAGGAGGACACGGGAAACCAGGGUGAAGGCUCGGAACACAAGACGAGACGUGUCCAUACGGCACUUAAUUUCUAAAUGAACUCUCGAAAUGGCUACGAAAGAACAAACCCAGUCAUGUGCAAUUCUGGAGAACAUCUCAGAUGACUAUUACAGUCGAAAUAACAGCUGUUUUCCAACAGCCAGAUACAUUAGCAUAGUUGUUUACUGCUAAUAUUCAAAAUGUCUGUUAAACCUCUGGUGCUGUUCAGCAAUUUUCAAAAGGAAAAUUGUAGGUUUGUUUUUUUUUCUAUUUUAUUUACUUCAUCGGAAUGGUACGGAACAUGGUACAGUUUUUGGCACUUGAUAUGAGACCACACAGAAAUCAUGGACAUGAUUUGACACGGUUAAAUGGUUCUGAAAAAAAUAGUCCCACUUGUACUGUUUGUGGUCAAAAAUGAACGCACUGGAAAC